Molecule: messenger RNA, 5474 nt
Organism: Anopheles nili
Lineage: Eukaryota; Metazoa; Arthropoda; Insecta; Diptera; Culicidae
Gene: Ask1
Product: mitogen-activated protein kinase kinase kinase 15
Exons: 7
Coding region: 1-4812 (1603 amino acids)
Biological process (GO): protein phosphorylation; MAPK cascade
Molecular function (GO): protein kinase activity; ATP binding
Source: RefSeq, a predicted model, not a curated record
AUGGAAGAGGCUAUUGACACUCAUUCGAUCACAACGUCUGAUAAGAACGGUGGCAGCAUGUCUAAUCUAAGUGACGUAUCUAAUAGCAAUAUAUCAGUCCCAACUUCUAGUGUGCAUUCAAGUCAUGUUCGGCCUAGAAUGGACAUUGCAGUGGUAAUCGAUUGUGAACAGAGUGCGUUUCUUAAUCAUCGAAAAGCCGCUCUAGAAGAAGUUCGGCAAGCUUGCUUUCAUGUUGGUGCGAAUUUGCAGCUGUUGCAAUUUGAAGUACUCGACUACGGAGAUCUGAACACAUUAGAAUAUUUCUACAAUGCAGAUGUCGUCGUCGUUGAUCUGAGUAUACAAACCCAACAGAGUACGCUCUGCUAUCAGCUCGGUGUACGAGAGAGCUUUGAGAUGAACGAGAACAUCGUCAUCUAUAAUGAUACCCAAAAUGAGGCAACAUUACGCAUGAAGAUAUCCUGCGGAAAUUAUCAGUUUAUUUCUUAUCGAUUACAUGAGAGUGGAAACGUAAUUAUCACUAGUCCUUUGAAAGCAAGAACAGGAGAAGAGCUUCCACCGCAGUUUCAUCAACAACAACAAUCACAACAACUGCAGCAGCAACAACAACAACAUCAUCAAUCUCAUCAGCAGCUACACUCUGCUACAUCGUUGGUAAUUGCGCUGCGUAAGCUUUUUCAAGACGUCGAAAUCGAAUCAAAAGCUCAUUUGCGAGAGAAAUUCUUAGCUGAUUUACGUAGCUUGCGUGAUCAACUCGCGGGGAAUGUGGAGGAGCUGCAACGAAUGUUGCGAAACAUGCGUAAAAGGCUAGACGAUCCACAUGUACUAUCGAAGGAAAUUGUACAGACGUACAUGUUGUCGCUACGUGAUGUACAGGACUAUGAUGCUAUGGUACAGCUGGUGGAUGAUCUGGAAACGAUACCCAACAAACAGAAUUAUAUUAAUACUGGUCCAAUGCACUAUUUGUAUGCAUUUGCCUUGAACCGACGAAAUCGUGAAGGUGAUAGAGAAAGAGCACUACACACAUGCACAAAGGCACUUGAUAAGAAAGAAAACCACUUUCCCGACAUGCUAUGUUUAUAUGGACGCAUAUACAAGGAUAUGUUUGUUGAGUCAAAUCAUACAGACCGCGAAAGCUUAAAAAACGCAAUCAUAUGGUACAGAAAGUCGUUCGAAGUGCAGCCAAAUGAAUUUGCUGGCAUCAACUUGGCAACAUUGCUAGUUAUUGAUGGUAAAGACUUCACAGACAGUGAGCUGCAGUAUAUCGGAAUGAAGCUAAACAAUUUGAUUGGUAAGAAAGGAUCGUUGGCACAAAUUAAAGAUUAUUGGAACGUGGCAACUUUUUUUGAAAUAUCGGUGUUGGCAGAAAACUACGCAAAAGCGAUUCAGGCAGCUGAGUGUAUGUUCAAACUACGGCCACCAAAAUGGUAUUUAAAAUCGACGAUCGGCAACAUCACUCUUAUCGAUCGCGCUCGUAAGCCGCGUUCUGAAGAGCCGUCAACUUCUGGUAUUAGUAUUGAACAGCAUAUAUUUCAGUUUUGGAUGGAAUUUUUUCUUGAAGCAACUGCAUCGGAACCGUCCAGCAUGGUGCGUUUUCCGAUACUGAUUCUUGAACCGCAAAAAAUCUACAUGCCUAGUUACGUGUCCAUACACAUGGACGCGGAGCAAAAAUCAAUUGAUAUCACCAACAUAUGUCAGCAGCAUGCAAAAGAAGGAGGUGGUAACUGCCUUAAGCUUCAUGAUUUUAACUUUCUUGCAAGCCAAAUUAAAUCAGUUAGCUUAUAUAAACGGGACGAACGCUGUGCCUACUUGUACGUGCAUCAAAAUUCGGAUGACUUUCAGAUGUUUUUUCCGUCCGUUCAGUGCCGUCAAACGUUUUACGAUCUUAUUCUGCAAAUGACGGCCGAACAAGGUUCCGGUUUUAUUGAUCUUUCAUCUGCAGAGAUAACCGCCGAUGAACUAGCUUAUCAAUAUGAAACGGACGAUCAAGGUCGACGGAUUAUCCUCGGCAAAGGUACAUAUGGAAAAGUGUAUGCUGCUCGUGAUCUCACUACUCAGGUGAAGAUUGCCGUUAAGGAAGUUCCGGAGCGCAAUACGCAUGAUGUACAACCUUUACAUGAGGAAAUAAAACUUCACUCGCAGCUACGCCAUCGUAAUAUUGUACAGUAUUGGGGAUCGAAAUCUGAAGAUAACUUUUUCAAAAUUUUUAUGGAACAAGUACCUGGUGGGUCGUUAUCAGCUUUGUUAAGGUCCAAGUGGGGCCCAUUGAAGGAUAAUGAAACGACUAUAGCGUUCUAUUCACGUCAAAUUUUGGAAGGCCUAAAGUACUUGCACGACCAAAAAAUUGUACAUCGUGAUAUUAAGGGUGACAAUGUGCUGGUAAACACAUACAGUGGCGUUGUAAAGAUAUCUGAUUUUGGUACCUCGAAACGGCUGGCAGGCAUCAACCCAGCAACGGAAACAUUUACUGGUACGCUGCAAUACAUGGCACCGGAAGUGAUUGAUCAAGGUGUGCGUGGUUAUGGUCCGGCUGCCGACAUUUGGUCAUUUGGUUGUACUGUGGUCGAGAUGGCAACCGGUAAGCCUCCAUUUAUUGAACUCGGAUGCCCACAGGCAGCUAUGUUUAAGGUUGGAUUUUACAAAACCCAUCCCAACAUCCCGGAAGAAUUGUCGAUGGUGGCGAAAAACUUUAUAUUGAGAUGUUUUGAGGUGAAUGUGGAUAGGCGUGCAACCGCUUCCGAACUAUUAGAUGAUCCAUUUCUUUGCGAAAAGCACAAAAAAAUGCGUCCUUCAUUUAGUAGCAGUAGUACAAUUAGCGGAUUGCCUAUAGCUAUGGCGGUCACGGCUGCGACUUCAGUGUGCGAAUUUUCACGUAGUGUUAGUAUGCCUGCAGAUCGACAUGUUGGUUCUAAAACACUCACUUCACAACAAAGCUCAGCCAGUUGCAACACACCAACUCUCAGUUCCGAAACCGAUACCACAUCGAUCCCACCGUCCCUGACUGAUUCCACGUCCGUCAUCCACACGGCUACUCGUUCUGUAACGAUUCGCAAAAGCAAGCUCCCUUUUCAACUGACGCCGAUCAAGAUGCCAAAGUACGGCCUUAGCAGCAUUGGAAACCUUGCUGAAACACCGUCACUUGAAAAUGAUCAUCUCCAACAACCAUCAUCGUCAUUUGAGCUGAAUCGACGUAGCUCGUCGGGAGGUUUACUUUCACCUGAGGUGGAAACGAUAACUUGCUCCAAUACAGGUAAAUCGGCAUUGGCUGGUGACGCCAGCGAAAGUGAUGGAUAUUACCUUGCUAAGAAAGAUCAUCAGCGUCGGACAACAUUGCAAAAAGUGCUUUAUCACGAUGUAACAAAAAUCUGCCAAGUGUGGUUGGAAAAAAUUGAAUCCGUGCGUGAGGAAAAGGUGAUGAUAACCAGAGCCCAUCUAGAAACGUUACUAAAUGCGUUGCGCGACUACAUAGAUAAGCCCCGCAAGGAAGCUCUGGAGCAAGCUAUGGUACAGCUUAAGGAGCAACUCGAUGUUGUGGAUUCUACCGCAAUUGAUCAUCUGCAUCUCGCCCUCUACUUUUUCCAAGAUGCGGUAAUUGCCGUACUUCGCUCUCACAAUAUCAAACCACAUUGGAUGUUUGCAUUAGAUAAUUUAGUGAAAAGCGCGGUACAAGCGGGUAUAAUGAUUUUGUCACCUGAGUUAACUGCAAACAUGGUUCCUGAACCCGUACCCAACGAAGGCGACGAUGAUGGCAUUGAUGACGGCGCAGAUGACGACGGCAACGAUGACAAUGAUGAUGAUGACGAUGACUACGACGAUGACGACGGCGGCGGGGAAGUCGAUGAAGAUACAAGAUUUAUACAAGAUAAAGUUAGCCCGAAUUUGUAUGAGCCAUCAGAACACGAUGAGCACCGUGAUUGUGCCGAUGGCAUCAGUGGUGGUGGUUGUGCAAGAAACACAAUGAUAGGUGCCUACUAUAAGCACAUAGAAGAAGUGACUGAGGAAAAAGAGGGUAUAUUGCUUGAGACGGCAGCAGAGGAUGUGAUUAUUGCAACAUCUGAUCGAGAAAAAAUCAAGUAUGAGAAUAGCAGUGCAGAUAAGUCCCGAACCAAGAUUGGUUAUGAUUUCAGUAAGACGUCUGCUGCUAAUUCGAGGACUACCGAAUUGACAUGCAAAAAACUUCGCUGGAAAACGUUACAAGAACAUGUUACCGCACUCAGGGCGGAAAAUGAAAGACUGAAGCAAUAUAUAAUAGAAUCUCAACACUCGUAUCAGAAUGCCUUCAAGGCGGUUCUAGAGAGCGGUGUAUUUACACGUUGUCUUACUGACCAACUUGUUGCUCUAAUGGAGCGAUGUCUACACGACCAUGUCGGAAACAUGCCAGAUCAGAGUGUCAGUGGCGAUUGUGACGAUAAUACACAACGUCGUUCAAGUUCUAAUUUUCGAAUGCCGUCAUCAACUACGACUUCAUUUAACGCUCAGCAAAUUCAUUACAAAUGCCAAGACGUUCCUCGUCCGGUAGACUCGCAGUUCGUAGCGCAAAGUGACAAAAAUGUUGGUAUAGGUGAUGGUCGGUUAGCUGGUUGGCUCCAGGCGCAAGGCAUCUCGCGAAUUGAAAGUAGGCAGCGAAUAUUGUGCGAAGGCUUUCGCUAUGAUGACUUUCUAUAUGAUUUGGAACGAAGUGACUUGCGCCGAUUGGGACUUUUGAUAGGUGAGGAGAUUAGAAUUUGGAACGCGUUAAAAAAGCACCGUAUGCUGCACCCACCGAAAAGGUCACAUUCAAAUGACGAGAGUGAUGGGCAUUGGCAAAUGAGAUGAUGGGCAUUGGCAUCACUCUAACUGACGAUGCUGACUCGAACUGACGAGGGUACAAAAGAUAAAGGAUGCGUCAAAGGAGUUAAAGUUAGAGACGCUACUUACGCGAGUGUUGGUAGGAUAAAUGGGCUUCAUGAGAAUUGAAGUAGUUAUUUUUGUAUUGUGAUUUAUUUUUCUAGGCAUGUGUGUGUUCUGUGUUUCAAUUCAUGUUUUUCGAAUGAAAUUCGGAAGAAAAUCAAAGCAUUAAUACACAAAGUGUCCUUGUAAAAGAGUUAAACAAUCGUUUUGCAACAAUGACAGUGUAGGCACCCAUACUGAUUAGUGUUGAUUGGUUGACUGUUGUGAUCGGUUGUUCCAAACUGCUAUAUAAGCAAAAUAUGCUCGAUUGCUCAUCACAUGCAGAUUGAUGACCGUAGAAUAUAUUAUGAAAUUUGUGUGUUUUUUAGUUCUAAGUUUUGUUUGUUUUUACUAAUUCUUUGCUGUCUACCAAGAUUUGAACAAUAAAAAGGCAAUUCAGUAAUAACAAUAUCAAAAUGCCUUUUUAAUAAAAGUACAAUGCCCAAAUACGUUGUAUAACGGCAUUUUCAAUAAAUAGGUUUUAUACUGAAAGUAGAUCUACUGCAACGUAGCACAAAUCGCAAAGGACUUUAAACUUUGUCUUUUAA